GGAGGAGAGUACAUAACUAUCACCAGCAGCAGCAUCCCACACCCACCUUGCAGCUACAGCCAUGACUUCCAGGGAGCUCUACACUUCAUCCUACAAGAAGAUCUUUGGGGAUUCCCCUAGGUCCUCCAGCCUCCUGUAUACCACCAACAGUAGCAGCAGCAGGUCCCAGUCGUACAGACCCAGGGAAGCCUACACCAGCAACAUCUCCUCCUACAGGAAGGUCAGUCGCUCCCCAGGACACCUGAGCUCAGCCCAGGACCAUUUUGACCUUUCUCAGUCCACUGCCCUGAGCAAUGAGCUGAAGAUUGUCAGGACCAACGAGAAGGAGCAGCUGCAGGGUCUCAAUGACCGCUUUGUCACCUACAUUGAGAAGGUCCAUCACCUGGAGCAGCAGAACAAGCUGUUGGAGAGCGAGGUGACCUUGCUGAGGCAAAAGCACUCAGAGCCCUCCCGGCUGAGCCAUAUCUAUGAGCAGGAGAUCCGGGAGCUGAGGUCCAAGCUGGAGGAGCAGGAGCAGGACAAGGACCAAGCGCAGUUGGACUACGAGCACUUGGGGGCAUGUCUGGAGCAGCUCAAGCUCAAACUGGAGCAGGAGUCCGCCAGGAGGGAGGAGGCAGAGGAUGUCAUGAAGAACUAUAGGAAGGACUUGGACCAAGCCACCCUCAACCGCUUGCAACUGGAGAAGAAGGUGGAGUCGCUGCUGGACGAGAUCGCUUUCCUGAGGAAAGUCCAUGAGGAGGAGAUUGCUGAGCUUCAGGCUUCCGUGCAGGAGGCGCAGAUCUCUGUGGAGAUGGAUGUGGUUAGCAAGCCUGAUCUGACGGCUGCACUGAAGGAAAUCCGCAUGCAGUACGAGGUUCUGUCUGCCCGCAAUCAGCAGUCAUCCGAGGAGUGGUACCAGGCCAAGAUUGCCAACGUAUCUCUGGAAGCUUCCCGGAAUAACGACUCUGUCCGUCAGGCCAAAGAGGAGAUCACAGAGUACCGCCGGCAGCUCCAGGCACGAACAUUGGAGAUUGAUGCUCUGCGCAGUGCCAACGAGUCCCUAGAGAGGCAGCUGCAGGAAGCCGAGGAUAGGAGUAAUGAAGAAAUGUCUCAUCUGCAGGAUACCAUCGGCCAGCUUGACAAUGCUUUGAGGACCACAAAGGAAGAGAUGGCACGACAUCUGAGGGAGUACCAGGAUCUCCUCAAUGUCAAGAUGGCUUUGGAUAUUGAAAUAGCUGCUUACAGGAAACUCCUAGAAGGGGAGGAGACACGUCUAACCUCAGUGGGCGGAGGCAGCAUGUUCGGUAUUGGCUACCCAUUCUCCUCUGGGUCAUACUCCGGUGGCAGAAGCUCCACUACAAGCACCAUCAGUAUCAGGAAAGAGGAGAAGAAAGAGUCACCAGAGGGUGGGAAAGGAGGCAGCUCUGGCCAACCCAAAACCUCAAAGCCAGGGGAUCAAGAAAAGAUCUCACAAAAAGCUGCAGCAAACUAACAUGAACGUGUAGAGCCCCAGAAGUUCCACUGGAAGAGAUUUUGUGAAAGAAAACAUUAUUUCCCUUAAUCUCUUUACCUGUUGUGAUGGCAAUGGAGAAGGUUAAAAUAAAAUGAUCCAAACCUGCUUUACCGAAUUAAAGCUUAACCAUAACACAUUUUGCUGUAUGAAUAUCUAAUAGGAUAAUAAUCCACGUGCCCAGCUGUUGUACACAGUUCUACAGGGGGUCUUACGAUAUCACUGGGCAAGCAUAAGGGAGAAAAUGGCAAGACUCGCUGGUCCAGUAGAAAUAAGUCAACUAUAUGGUGAAGUUGUGUUUCUGUUGGCCAACAGAUGGGCAAACAUAUCAUUAAGUUCCUUCCCUACCGACACUGCAGAAUAUCACAAACCAGCCAUUCACAGGAGAUUAAUACUACACCAUUAUCAUCCAUAUAUUUCUAUUACCUGUAGCUGAGGCCUUUGUCACUGCCCCAUCUCACCCAAUCCCCCCUUUUCCAAGCAUAUUAAGAACAAAGCUUUGUGAUUAUCCAAAAAACGACACCUCAAGCUACCAGAGAGGCCGAUGCAUUGUCUGAGUGAUCGGCGCGAUAGAACGGUGGGUUAGGGAAGGCCAUCUCUCAGGCUCCAAAAAAGCUGGUAGCACAUAUAAUGCACAAGGCAGGGGGUGGGGGAAGCUGCUGCUUUGCAAACAUGACAGACCAACCUGGGAUGUGUGGGGGAGGGGCAAUAGGGCAACACCAAUGUGGGGCUGCGGGUAAUGUUAUGUAACCUAAUGCAUGGUCUUGUCUAGAGGGAGAAGUGCGUACGGAGAAUGCACCAAUAAAAUACAACUGUCUGUAACAGUC
Messenger RNA from Xenopus laevis (African clawed frog), 2316 nucleotides. RefSeq names its product low molecular weight neuronal intermediate filament L homeolog (gene neff1.L). The record is from RefSeq and is marked provisional. Gene Ontology annotation, biological process: intermediate filament organization. Gene Ontology annotation, cellular component: intermediate filament; cytoplasm. Gene Ontology annotation, molecular function: structural molecule activity; structural constituent of cytoskeleton. NCBI's taxonomy places the organism in Eukaryota, Metazoa, Chordata, Amphibia, Anura, Pipidae.